AUGAUCACUCAAUCCGUCAACAGAACUGCCCUCCACCCUGGUGGUGUCCAGCCAGGCAAGGGUCACACCGAGCUGGAAGAAGAACUUCACGAGACUGCUCACAUUGACUACGAGCGUGUUGCCAUUGUCGCCAACCCCUCUGUUGCUGCUCUUUACGAGGAUGCUCUCGUCUACGAAACCGGUACCGCCAUCACAUCUUCCGGUGCUUUAACCGCAUACUCUGGUGCCAAAACCGGCCGUUCACCCUCAGAUAAGCGUGUUGUCAAGGAGCCUACAUCGGAAAAAGAUGUCUGGUGGGGACCCGUCAAUAAGCCCAUGAGCCCUGAGGUCUGGCGAAUCAAUCGUGAGCGUGCUGUCGACUACCUCAACACCAGGAAUCGUAUCUACGUCGUCGACGGUUUUGCCGGCUGGGAUGAGCGCUACCGCAUCAAUGUCCGUGUCGUCUGCGCCCGUGCCUACCAUGCUUUGUUCAUGCGUAACAUGUUGAUCCGUCCCUCUCCCAAGGAGCUCGAGCACUUCCACCCCGACUAUGUCAUCUACAACGCCGGUUCUUUCCCGGCCAACCGCUUCACAGAGGGUAUGACCUCGGCUACGUCCGUCGCCAUCAACUUCGCCGAGAAGGAGAUGGUCAUUUUGGGUACCGAAUACGCUGGUGAAAUGAAGAAGGGUGUCUUCACCGUUCUCUUCUACGAGAUGCCCGUCAAGCACAAUGUCUUGACUCUCCACUCUUCUGCUAACGAGGGCCAGAACGGUGAUGUCACUGUCUUCUUUGGUCUUUCGGGUACUGGCAAGACCACUCUUUCCGCUGACCCUAAGCGUGCUCUUAUUGGUGAUGAUGAGCACUGCUGGACCGACAGAGGUGUCUUCAACAUUGAGGGUGGAUGCUACGCCAAGUGUAUUGGUCUUUCGGCUGAGAAAGAACCCGAUAUUUUCAACGCUAUAAAGUUCGGUUCCAUCCUUGAGAACGUCGUCUUCGACCCCGCCACCCGUGUUGUCGACUACGAUAAUGCUACCUUGACCGAGAAUACUCGUUGCGCCUACCCCAUCGAGUACAUUGAGAACGCCAAGAUUCCUUGCCUCUCCGAAAACCACCCUACAAACAUCAUCCUGUUGACUUGCGAUGCUCGUGGUGUCCUCCCUCCCAUCUCCAAGCUCACCACUGAGCAGACCAUGUUCCACUUCAUCUCCGGUUACACCUCCAAGAUGGCCGGUACCGAAGACGGUGUCACCGAGCCCCAGGCCACCUUCUCCUCUUGCUUCGCCCAGCCCUUCCUUGCUCUCCACCCCAUGCGCUACGCACAAAUGCUUGCAGACAAAAUCUCCGAGCACAAGGCCAAUGCCUGGUUGCUCAACACUGGUUGGGUCGGUGCUGGCGCUACCACUGGUGGUAAGCGUUGCCCAUUGAAAUACACUCGUGCCAUUUUGGACGCCAUCCACAAUGGUGAACUCGCCAAUGCCGAAUACGAAGUCUACCCCAUCUUCAACCUCAACGUCCCCAAGUCCUGCCCCGGCGUUCCUGACGAGCUCCUCAAUCCCGAGAAGAGCUGGACUGCCUCUACUGGCUUUACCGACGAGGUCACCAAACUCGCCAAGCUCUUCAACGAGAACUUCCAAAAGUACGCUGACCAGGCUACUAAGGAAGUUAUUGCUGCCGGUCCUGUUACCGAGUAA
Talaromyces amestolkiae is the source of this 1671-nucleotide messenger RNA. RefSeq lists its product as uncharacterized. Gene Ontology annotation, molecular function: ATP binding; phosphoenolpyruvate carboxykinase (ATP) activity. Gene Ontology annotation, cellular component: cytosol. Lineage: Eukaryota; Fungi; Ascomycota; Eurotiomycetes; Eurotiales; Trichocomaceae. Bases 1 to 1671 code for a protein of 556 amino acids. The record is from RefSeq and is a predicted model, not a curated record. Gene Ontology annotation, biological process: gluconeogenesis. The transcript has 4 exons.